This is a messenger RNA of Lasiosphaeria miniovina, 708 nucleotides long. RefSeq names its product actin cortical patch SUR7/pH-response regulator pali. Gene Ontology annotation, biological process: fungal-type cell wall organization; septin cytoskeleton organization; cortical actin cytoskeleton organization. NCBI's taxonomy places the organism in Eukaryota, Fungi, Ascomycota, Sordariomycetes, Sordariales, Lasiosphaeriaceae. Gene Ontology annotation, cellular component: cell cortex; plasma membrane; membrane raft. The record is from RefSeq and is a predicted model, not a curated record. The transcript has 2 exons. Bases 1 to 708 code for a protein of 235 amino acids.
AUGAUCUUCCUGACCGGCUCCCUGGUCAUGCUCUGGUUCGUAAUCUUGUCGGGGCUGACUGCGACCUCGCCACUGAGUCAGACGUAUUUCCUUCGCGCCGACACACACGGCAUCACCAACUCGCGGCCCAUCUCGCAAUGGACCUACUUCUCCGUAUGUGGUGACGGUAACACGGAUUGCGGCCCCAAGUAUCCAGCUCUUCCCGCAGGCUACGCCUGGUCUGGUAGCCCUUCGGGUGCGCCCGCAGAGCUGGUCGGUGACUACGGCGGCGGUACCACGAGUUUCAGUUGCUGGUACAUGUGGCGCUUCGGCUGGGUCUUUUUCCUGAUUGCCCUGUUCUUCGAGGUCGUCGCCUUCUUCUCCAGCUUCCUCGCGCCCUGUAGCCGUCUGGGAAGCGCAAUCAGCGGCUUGAUUGCGCUGUCGGCACUGGUCUUCCUCACCAUUGCCGUUUCACUAAUGACGGCUACAUUUGUCAAGAUGCGUAACGCUUUUCUUGCCGACGGCCGCGACGCCUCGCUGGGAAGAUAUGCAUUCGGCUUCAGCUGGGGUGCCUGGGCUGCGUUGCUCAUUAGCACAGUCUUGUUUUGUUUGGGAAGACGUAGCACCAAGGAGGAUGGCGCACCGCGACGUACCUGGGGCCGUAGGAGGGCCAGCACGCGUAGCCAGAAGUCGUACGAGGGCCGCCGGGUCAAGGAGGAGUACCCCUGA